CUCUGGACUCUUCAUCAGCGUACAACCCAUGGUCAAGCUCACUGUGACUGCCGUAGCGAAGGCAGCUAUCGUACAAUAUUGCUCUGGGAAGCGGUCCGACCGUGCAGAAUUCGACGAUGAUGAAGCUACGCGUCUUAACAAGCUGUCGGACACAGAGAUAGGCAGUCCUAUCGAACAUUACGAGCUCAUCCUAAUCUCCAAAUACCUCCUUAACAAGUAUAGGAACAGCGAUGCCGAAGGUGGUGAUACGCGACGGUGGCGACUGGACGCCUUGCUUAAAGGAGCCUUGGUAUACGAACCGCCUCCCCCACCAAAGCCUGAGCCUAGCCCUGAGUACAAAGCUCUUAUGCAACGGCUAAGGCAGCAAGAGGAACAACGCCAGUACGAACGUAUGCUCAACGCUCAACCUCCGCUUGAGACUUUCAGCCAGCGCUUCCCGGCCGCAGUCACCGCGCCAGCAUUCAAUCCCGCAUAUUCGUAUGGCUCUGCGGGAACAUCGGAGGAGGACGAAGUCACAUACGCCGAUGUGAACCGGCAGAUGAUCCUUAUCAUUAACGUACUGGUCUCUAUCGUCACUUGCAGCAUCUUCGUCUGGAUCGCUGCUCGACGCUGGAGUGUACCACAACGUCUUGGCCUCUCCAUGUCGAGCAGCGGCAUUGUUGCGGUUGCUGAAGUCGCGAUCUAUCUGGGCUACAUCAAGCGAGUCAAGGACGCCAAGCAAAGGGAGCUCAAGAGAGCCGAGAAGAAGGAGAUCGUGGAGACUUGGAUCAUUGAAAAGUCUCCAACGAGCGUGAACAGUGAUUCUGUCCGACAUCGGAAAGGGAAGCAUCGCUGAGCCCAGCGGUGCGUGUUUAACUUACUCCGGUGACCACUUACCUGAUUCUCACACGCGGACUACGCAAUUCACCCAAAAGCGAAUAUGUGGACGACCAUACUCGUUCUUUCAAUCCAUCCAUAGCCGAUUGAUUCUUGGGUAGUCAUCUGAGAAGCACUCAGGCCGUGCAUAGCUCCGGG
Messenger RNA from Baudoinia panamericana UAMH 10762, 1014 nucleotides. RefSeq lists its product as uncharacterized. The record is from RefSeq and is a predicted model, not a curated record. The transcript is spliced from 2 exons. The coding region runs from base 29 to 835 and encodes 268 amino acids. Gene Ontology annotation, cellular component: endomembrane system. Gene Ontology annotation, biological process: vacuolar proton-transporting V-type ATPase complex assembly. Lineage: Eukaryota; Fungi; Ascomycota; Dothideomycetes; Mycosphaerellales; Teratosphaeriaceae.